CCGAUGGCGAAUUCCUCAUCGAUCGUCGAAGCAGUGGAGUCAUGGCCUGUGUAUCUGAUUUGGUUCAUUCAUCACAACUCUUAUUACAAUUUGCGGUUUCACGAACUGGAGGCACUUGCGGAGCUAUGUGGUGGCGUUAGCAAGGAGAGCCUAUAUGCAGUGGAUGAUGAUAAAAAGUCCACACCAGUUCAUCCCCCUACUGCUUCAGUCGAGUCACCUUGGGUUUAUAUCAGAUUGCCCAACGAUGAAGUGGCUAAGGCUAUCGCGGAAAGAGCGGUGCUUGUGAAAGCCAUCUUAUCGGUAUGGGGAAGUGGAAAGACUAUCCCUGAAACCAUCGAGGAUGUUAACAAGCACAUGCCUCGUGAAAAGCGUCGCGCUAUCAUCACCGACGAGCUGUCGUUCAAAUAUAAAUUGUUCGCAUAUGGGCGGAAAUUCAACAAUCGAGAACGUCAAGAACUGAUGGAUGCAUUUGGUUGCCUCUGGGACGGCGACGAGAAGGUGGACAUUGAGAAUGCUCAGACUACGAUCUGGCUGAUUUCGGAGUAUGAGCACGCUAAGGGCCCUGGUGAUAUAAAGUCGAGUAAAGUGAAAAGACACUUCUGUGCGCGAGAAGUAACCGCUGGGCGAUAUGAGGACAAGCAAGAGCCGUAUUUCGCUCGGUAUGAGCUCACAUGCAGACCUGUGCUUGGCCCGACCAGUCUUGACAACGAACUCGCUUUUAUCAUGGCCAACUUGGCAAAGAUAGACAAGGGCAAGAUUGUGUACGACUGUUUCGUGGGAACAGGUGGGCUGGCGCUCACGGCCUCGCAUUUCGGCGCUUUCGUGAUGGGUUCUGAUAUUGACAUCCGAGUGUUGCGGGGUCAUCGAGUGGCGUACGCCAAUGAGGGAAAGUCGCCUUUGCUCGACGCGGUGCCUGGGGACAGCGGGCCGAAGGACAUCUCGAUAUUCCGCAAUUUCCUCUGCUACGGCCUGGCUCGUCCCGAGAUCAUCCAUGCUGAUAUGGCCGCGCCGUUUUGGCGAAAAGAUGCUAAGACCGGUGGUUUGGUUGACGUGAUUCUUACUGAUCCUCCUUAUGGAAUUCGUGCGGGCACCAAACGAGUGGGCGCCAAGACCGAACAUGCGAUAGACGAUAGGGCUACUUACAUUCCACAGAAGGUGCGCUAUGAGACGGAUGAUGUUAUGAAUGAUUUACUGCAGAGAGCUGUGGCCAUCCUGAAUGACAAUGGAAUGCUAGUGUAUUUGUUACCCAUUGAGCUCUCACAGUUGUUCACGAGUGAAGAACUGGACAUGAUGGAGAAAAGGCAAGAAAUGGCUGGUGACAAUCCGGCGGAGAAGACGAGGAAAAGGAAGAGAAAGCAGGAGGCAGCGGCUCGAGGGAAGGUGGCGGCCUCGACGCGUGUUGUCCUCCGUGAUGAGACGGUGAUGAUGUCGCGAGCUGGCCAGGGGCCCAAGGGCGAGAUGGAAUAUAAACAAUGUGUACAGUAUCGUGACGUGUAUGCUCCAGAAACCGCCCGAGAUUUACCCUUCCUUACCGAGAGCAACUAUUUGCGGCUAUUACCGACUUGUCCGAAAGAGCUGGAAGUCGUCAACGUGAGCCUCCAAAUAUUGAGUGCUGGAUUAGGAAGACUGGUUGUGUCGAUGAGAAGACUUCCUCGUCAGCGAUAAUAGUGAUAUUACCAGUAG
This is a messenger RNA of Perkinsus marinus ATCC 50983, 1683 nucleotides long. RefSeq lists its product as hypothetical. Gene Ontology annotation, biological process: methylation. The record is from RefSeq and is a predicted model, not a curated record. Gene Ontology annotation, cellular component: cytoplasm. Bases 4 to 1665 code for a protein of 553 amino acids. Lineage: Eukaryota; Perkinsozoa; Perkinsida; Perkinsidae. The transcript has 12 exons. Gene Ontology annotation, molecular function: nucleic acid binding.